CUGCUGGCUGCCCGGGCCGUCAGUCGCGCCCGGGCGGGGCGGGCGCAGGGCGCUCCGGUCACCGCCCCGUCCGUGAGCACCGCCUCCGCUCCGCCCCGCCCGCCCCGCCCGCCGGCUCUGGCCCGGUCUCGUCUCGCCCCGGGUUCGCCGUGCCACCACCGCCAGCAGCCGCAGCAGCGGAGGCAGCGGUGCGCCCCGCCACCAUGAAGGUGACCGUGGACUUCGAGGAGUGCCUGAAGGACUCGCCGCGCUUCAGGGCAACUUUAGAAGAGGUAGAAGGAGAUGUGACAGAGCUGGAACUGAAACUUGACAAGCUGGUGAAGCUUUGUAUUGCAAUGAUUGAUACUGGGAAAGCAUUUUGCACAGCCAACAAACAGUUCAUGAAUGGAAUUCGAGACCUUGCACAAUAUUCCUGUAAAGAUACAUUGGUUGAGACCAAUUUGACGAAGUUCUCUGACACCUUACAGGAAAUGAUCAAUUAUCAUAAUAUUCUGUUUGACCAAAUCCAAAGAUCAAUUAAAACACAGCUUCAGACUUUCGUUAAAGAAGAUAUUAGGAAAUUUAAAGAUGCAAAGAAACAGUUUGAAAAAGUGAGUGAAGAAAAGGAGAAUGCUCUGGUGAAAAAUGCCCAAGUCCAAAGAAAUAAGCAACAUGAGGUAGAGGAAGCAACCAAUAUUUUGACUGCAACACGGAAGUGUUUUCGACACAUAGCUCUGGAUUAUGUUCUUCAGAUCAAUGUUCUUCAAUCUAAAAGAAGAGCAGAAAUCUUAAAAUCGAUGUUAUCGUUUAUGUAUGCACAUCUGGCUUUUUUCCACCAAGGCUAUGAUCUGUUUAGUGAACUUGAACCCUACAUGAAAGAUCUUGGUGCACAGCUGGAUCAAUUGGCUGUAGAUGCUGCGAAAGAGAAGAGAGAUAUGGAACAAAAGCACUCCACUAUUCAACAAAAGGAUUAUUCCAGUGAUGAUACUAAACUAGAAUACAAUGUAGAUGCAGCCAAUGGCAUCGUUAUGGAAGGUUAUUUAUUCAAGCGAGCUAGCAAUGCCUUCAAGACUUGGAACAGGCGCUGGUUCUCAAUACAAAAUAACCAACUUGUGUACCAGAAGAAAUUUAAGGAUAAUCCCACAGUAGUUGUUGAAGACCUGCGGCUCUGCACGGUUAAGCACUGCGAAGACAUAGAAAGACGUUUCUGUUUUGAGGUGGUUUCUCCAACAAAGAGCUGCAUGCUUCAGGCUGACUCGGAAAAGCUGCGGCAGGCGUGGAUUAAGGCUGUUCAGACCAGUAUUGCCACAGCGUAUAGAGAGAAAGGGGAUGAAUCUGAGAAACAGGAAAAGAAAUCAUCCCCUUCUACUGGGAGCCUAGAAUCUGGGAGUGAGACAAAAGAGAAGUUGUUGAAAGGAGAGAGUGCCCUGCAGCGAGUGCAGUGUAUCCCUGGUAAUGCUGCCUGCUGUGACUGUGGUUUGGCAGAUCCUCGCUGGGCCAGUAUCAACCUGGGAAUCACACUAUGCAUCGAGUGCUCUGGGAUACACAGGAGCUUGGGAGUCCACUUUUCAAAAGUAAGAUCUUUAACGUUGGAUUCAUGGGAACCUGAACUCCUAAAGCUUAUGUGUGAAUUGGGAAAUGAUGUUAUAAAUAGAAUAUAUGAAGCGAAGUUGGAAAAAAUGGGAGUAAAGAAGCCACAAUCUGGAAGUCAAAGGCAGGAGAAGGAAGCAUACAUCAGAGCAAAAUAUGUGGAAAGAAAGUUUGUAGAGAAGCAAGCUUCAUCAGUACCUCUGCCUGAGCCUGGAACAAAAGUUUUGCCUCCAAGUCAGGAAGAGAAAAGGCACAGCGGCCCUGAAAAAUCUCUUUUGGCAGGGGAACAAGGUGCAGCAUCCCCAAAAGUCCGAAGCAGUGACAGUGGGAUCCAGCCGAGCACUGAUGACAGCAGAGAACACCUUGCCUCUACUAUAUCAGCCAACAGUUUAUAUGAGCCAGAAGGAGACAAGCAAGAGUCUCCAGUGUUCUGUGACUCCAAGCAGCCUAGUCCAGGAUUGCGGUUGUAUCGAGCUGCCUUUGAGAAAAAUCUUCCCCACAUGGCAGAAGCAUUGGCUCAUGGAGCUGAAGUAAACUGGGUCAAUGUGGAAGAAAACAAAGCAACACCACUCAUUCAGGCAGUGCGAGGGGGUUCGUUGGUUACUUGUGAAUUUUUGCUGCAGAAUGGGGCCAAUGUGAACAUCCGAGACAUGAAAGGAAGGGGGCCCCUGCACCAUGCCACAGUUCUAGGACACACUGGGCAAGUGUGCUUAUUCCUAAAACGAGGAGCAAACCAACAUGCCACUGAUGAAGAUGGGAAAGAUCCAUUGAGUAUAGCAGUGGAAGCUGCAAAUGCAGAUAUUGUAACGCUGUUGCGUUUGGCAAGGAUGAAUGAAGAAAUGCGUGAAUCAGAAGGACUUUAUGGGCAGCCAGGAGAUGAAAUUUAUCAGGACAUUUUUCGUGACUUUUCUCAAAUGGCAUCAAAUAAUCCAGAGAAGUUAAACCGCUUCCAGCAGUCAGAUUCCCAGAAGUCUUAAGUAUCAAGAAGGAAAAGAACCUGAAGCUUAUAGUGCAAGUCUUUUUUUACUUUAACAGAAUGAAUUGUAUGCAUUUUGUUAGAUAGUUUGGAUAAAAUGACCACUCCAAUAUAGCUUUAGAUUGUGGUGGCUGGGGAAGUGUAUGAGUUGGUUUAUGUUCUACAGUACAUAUACCUCAGCAGCUGAAGAUGUUUCAAAGCCCUGAGUACCUGCUAGCUCAGUGUACAGCAGCCCCAGUUACAGGCCCAGCGUUUGCAGCUCACACUCGGGGGUGGCAGAGCUCUGACUGCAGGAUGGGCACAGCAGCUUUGCUACCCAGUGUCGUCCACUGUCAUCUGGCCCCCUGUUGCCAUAAAGAAUGUGCCUCUGACAAGAAGGUCUGGGUUGCAUUUUCUGGGACUGUUGGGAAGGGAAAUUGGGUAAUGAUUUACUGAGUUGUCCUUCCAUUUGUGGGACUGCAACUCAACAGAUUCUCUUGUUCCUACACUGACUCUGGUUAGAGGUAGGCUGUUCAUAACAGAUGUGAUCACUUCUGCUCUUUUGCCAGCUUUCACAGUGGAAGCUCUAGCACCAGGCUGGCCUUUGUGCUGGUGACUGCAGGUCAGUCACAAAGGGAUGUAUCCUGGGGACCAAAUUCCUAAGAGCAGUCUAUUAUCCUUUUUUUUUCUUUUCCUCUUAAAUUAAGCUUUCAGUGCAGCAAGUAUCCUUCUAAAUGAGCAUGUGGAACCUUUCCUGAAAAAUAAACUUGAUCCUUUUGGACAUGAUGUGGGGUUUGUUUGUAGUAUUUUGACAUGAAAACUUGAAAUUUGAGACAUGAAAGUAAGUACUGAGCCAAUGAAGUUUGUGUAGAAUAGUUGUACAAAGGCUACAUCUACUUUUUGCUGUUCUCACUACUAGCCCUAAGCUCAGUAUAAAAGCCUCAUGUCUUGCAGCCACUCUAAAUUUAGGGCAAUCAAUCUUUUCUGUUGGGAAGCAGUAGCCCUUGUAUAAUUUGCAAUGAUGUGUAUGUUUAUGUGUUGUCUAAGGUGAGCACAAGAAAAACAAAUUUCAGUGCACAUUUUUGUAAAGUAAUGAAUGAGCACAGUCUCCAGUUGUAUUGGAGGGCAGCAGGGCAGCAAGACAAUUUGCUUUGUUCACUCUGCCCUUGUGCAUGUAUAAAUGGUGUCGCUAGAUAUAUGCUUAUAUAUCAGGUUAUUUAUACCUAGAUAAUAAUCCUCUUAAACCCCAAACCAGCAGAUGCAAUUCUUUAUCCUCUAUCUGUCUAUGGGGACAACUUCAGCAGAGCUUUUAGGUGACAUAGUAUCAAUGUGAGUUUUCAGUAAUCCUAAUAACUGUGGCAUUAUGUUAAGCUGCUGUUUAAGUGUAUUUAGAAAAUGGAUUCAGUUUUCUCCAUGGAAAGAUAAGCAAAACUUGGAUAAAACAAAUUGAAAUCUGUAAACUAUGGUAAAGUUAAACUUUCUGGCAUGUUAAGUUUAAAGAAGGUGUUUCAAACAUUUAUAAUUUUGCAUCAAAUGUCUAAUAAUGUAUCAAAUCUGCAUAUUAUUAUUGCUACAGAAUUAGUAGUGUUGUAGAAUUGUCCAAUGGAUUUUAUUUCCAAGCAGAAGAAUCUUACAGGACAGUUCUUGCUUUGUAUGUGGUCUAAUUAUGGUAGGAAAAGCAGAUGCUGCCCAUUUAAAGUGUGCAUUUAGUCUGAAUAAUAAGAAACUUAAGCAUAUCACCUGUAAGCAGUAAUUUUUAGUUAAGCUGAUUUUUAAAUAGCUACCUAUGAAAUUAUAAUAUACUUCCUAAUCAGCAGUAUUUACCAGAAAAUGGGUGUUUUAGUAGAUCUUAGAGAAAGUAAGAUUCCUGGUGUCCAGAUGGAACAAUAUAAGAUAUGACUACAUAAUAUACACCUUAGACAUAGGGUUUUCUAAAUGUUUCUCUUUCCCAUCUUGGCUGGAAGGCAGUGUGUAGUGGGGUUGGCUGGAAUGUAAAGCUGCCUAAAGCUUAACGGCAUAAUUGCUGUCUCAGUCCAGGUUGCUGGAAAAAAGGUUUGAGAGACUUAUUCCAAAUCUCCACUGGUGAUUUCCUCCCUGGCCACAAAAUCUCUGUGACAAAUUUUGCAGGAUGACUUCUUUAGACUAAAAAAUUCUUCCCUGUAGCUCUAUGUGUGCAUGUUGCAUUGCUGACUCUCAUCUGUCUGGUAAACAGUAUCAGUCUGUCUGUGCUAAAGGAUGAGUGACACCUGAUUGAUUGACAGGUGGUGUGACUUGUCAGGAGUGCUGGAGUUUUAAUGGCAUAGAGAGUACGUGUGUCGCUUGGGAUCCUCAGCCUUGUUCCCCUGUCCUUUCAGUUAUGAUAGGAUGUCCAAUAUAAACUGCACUCAGUUAAAGCCUUUUUCAGGUCAGGUGCAAUGGUAACAUGUUGCUUACCAGCAGAAAUGAAUGUACCGCUAAGUUUAAUGGCUCAGUCUCACCAGGCUCUGUUACAAGGUGAAUCUAAGUGGAAUAGUAGACAGUAAGGUUCCAUUGUGGGUUAACAUCUUGUGCUUUAUACCAAGCAAUGGAAAAGUUCAAGUCCAUUUCAUGUUUCUCUGUAGGUAUGAAAUAGAGUAGUGAGGGACAAAGCAGAAGAUUCCUAUCACAUUUUAAAACCAUCUUUCAUGAGGAUAUUUAGUAAUUUUCUAUAUUAGAUAGCCUAUUGAAGGAUAGUAUAAUAUCUUUCCUAUUUAUAUGUGUUCCAAAAGUCUCUUUGAAUGACAAAUUUUGAGGAACUCAACUUAGAUUCUAAUGAGUCUUGAUUUCAGAGGUGUAAUUUGUCCGUUGCAUGUUGAUUAAAAUAGUGUCUGAUGGCUCAUUAGUGGUAUCAAUUGUUUAGAGUGUUCAUAAGGUUUUAUAUUAGUGUCAGUACAGUGCAUAUAAACUUAAAUUUCUGAAUUAUCAUACUGAAUCAUGCCACUGCCUGUGUUAGACAGUUGGAAUUUGUUCACAUGAAUUUGGGUGAAGGUGGUAGAUUGUGAAAGCAAGGAAAUACCUCUACCAACAGCCCACAUUGCAGUCAGAUGGAUGUGUGUUCCAGGUGCUCAUUAGUACAUUGUGGACUUCAGCCUCUCUGCCCAUUAGGACCUGAUCCAGGAAGUCACUGAUACCAGUGGAAGUCUUUAAACUCAUUUUGGAGGUUUUAGAUUUACCAUUCAUGGCUUUUAAUGUUAGAGUGCUAAAGGAUCCUGUAUUAAUACUGCAUUUUUCACUCUGUGGGGUUUUAUAUUUUACUUGUUUGUAUACUAAGCUGAAAUAGUUUCAGAAAAUGCAACCAGACCUUCCAGCUGCUGUCAGAAAAUCCCUAUACAAGAGGAAGUUUCUCCUGUUCUGCGUUACGACGUCAGUACACAUGUGUUGUCCAAAUUACUAGGUCUCCUGGAUAGAGCAUAAACUUUGUAGCACUAAAUUAUAAAGGUGAGAACUAGAACAACCGGAGAAUUGAUGUCAUGUUCCCACGACUUUGGUGCUUCUCUGCAGCCAUCUGUUUUAAAUUGUGGAUGUUACCUCUGCUGCUUCAUCUUGAGAAUCUCAAAUAACAGAGUUGCUAUAAAAUGAUCCUUUGAUGAAACUGCAAAUAAUAAUAUGUAAGUACAAAGGACGUGGUAUUUUUACACUGUCAAAAGGACUGAGCUGAUUAUUUUGAUUCUUCAAUACACAAAGCAUUUUGAGAAUCAAUUUUUCAGGCUACAAUCUCUGCCCCAUUCAUUAUGGACACUUUUUCCCAGGUUAGAGUUUAUGGCUUGUGCAGUCUGACAGCCAACAUGCCUUGCUCCUGCGCUUACACAAAGGCACAGUUUUAAAACAGGGACAACUCUGGAAAGGCACUGCUGGGGAAAAGGAUGAGUGUACCACUUUGGUAUAUACCUUUUCAUAUGCUUGCUUUAUCUUUCUGCAAACAGUAUUUUCUUGUUUCUCUUCCCAUGGAAGGACAUGAUAGAGGAGGAAAAAUUCCAUUCACUUUUCUGUUAGGAGCCUAAGUUUUCCAUAUUUUGACAGUAAUCGCCAAGAAAUCAUCGUUUCCUCAAGCAGAGACGUUAAUCUCUCCGAAAUAAUGAACUUUUUUUUUUCUCCACGCGUUCCUCUGUACUCGGUGUUUUUUAAGCAUUCCAGCAGUAAAAUGUAAAAAAACCUUUCCCCCCCCUUAAGCUGUAACUGUACAGACUGUAUACCCCGCCCACCUUCGCGUUAUGUACGUCUGUAGACUUUGUAUCUAAAACUUGAGUGUAGUUUC
Molecule: messenger RNA, 6797 nt
Organism: Oenanthe melanoleuca
Lineage: Eukaryota; Metazoa; Chordata; Aves; Passeriformes; Muscicapidae
Gene: ACAP2
Product: ArfGAP with coiled-coil, ankyrin repeat and PH domains 2
Exons: 23
Coding region: 204-2546 (780 amino acids)
Cellular component (GO): cytoplasm; endosome membrane
Molecular function (GO): protein binding; GTPase activator activity
Source: RefSeq, a predicted model, not a curated record